AUGGAGAUGAUGGAGAUGAUAGGGAUGAUGGGGGGGGAUGGGGGUGAUGGGGAUGAAGGGGGUGAAGGGGGUGAUGGGGAUGAUGGGUGUGAUGGGGAUGAUGGAGAUGAUGGAGAUGAUCGAGAUGAUGGAGGUGAUGGGGAUGAUGGAGAUGAUGGAGAUGAUAGGGAUGAUGGGGAUGAUGGGGGUGAUGGGGAUGAAGGGGGUGAAGGAGAUGAUGGUUGUAAUGGGGAUUAUGGAGAUGAUGGAGAUGAUGGAUUUGAUGGGGAUGAUGAUGAUGAUGGAGAUGAUGGAGAUGAUAGGGGUGAUGGGGAUGAAGGGGCUGAUGGAGAUGAUGGAGAUGAUGGGGGUGAUGGGGGGAUGAAGUGGGGUGAUGGAGAUGAUGGAGAUGAUGGGGAUGAUGGUGUGAUGGGGGUGAAGGGGGUGAUGGAGAUGAUGGAGAUUAUGGGGGUGAUGGGGAUUAUGGGGAUGAUGGAGUUGAUGGAGAUGAUGGAGAUGAUAGGGAUGAUGGGGAUGAUGGGGGUGAUGGGGAUGAAGGGGGUGAAGGAGAUGAUGGGGAUGAUGGAGAUGAUGGAGAUGAUGGAGAUGAUGGAGAUGAUAGGGAUGAUGGG
Danaus chrysippus (African queen) is the source of this 611-nucleotide messenger RNA. The record is from the annotation of a GenBank genome assembly. NCBI's taxonomy places the organism in Eukaryota, Metazoa, Arthropoda, Insecta, Lepidoptera, Nymphalidae.